UGGAACACUCAAAACAGGAUAUUUAAGUGCCAAUAGAAAGGUCCACUUUUCUUAUUAUAAUUAAACGUUGAUCUUGAAGACUACAAUACAGGUUCAAAAAUAGCUAAUAUAAGAUUGACUACACCUCCAGAGUGUGUUUGUGCACAAAGAGAGAGAGAGAGAGAGAGAGAGAGAGAGAUGGAUGGAGAAUCAAAAAUGGAAGAAGAAGCACAAGCCAAGGUGGAUAUAUGGAAGUACGUAUUUGGGUAUGUUGACAUGGCUGUGGUAAAAUGUGCCAUUGAGCUUGGCAUAGCAGACGUCCUAGAAAGCCAUAAAACCCCCAUGACACUCUCCGAGCUCUCCUCCAGCACUGGAUGCUCUCUGCCAGCCCUCCACCGCAUCAUGCGGUUCUUAGUGCAUCGCCAAAUAUUCAAAAAACAGAAAUCCACAAACCAAGCUUCCACGUGUUACGUUCAAACACCGCUUUCCCGCCUUUUGACAAAAAAUGGAGAGCAAAGCAUGGCUGCUUUUGUGCUGCUAGAGAGCAGUCCAGUGAUGCUAGCACCGUGGCACGGUCUAAGUGCCCGUGUUCUAGCCAAUGGGAGUUCAGCAUUUGAGGCAGCUCAUGGAGAGGAUGUGUGGAGCUAUGCCGCUACAAGUCCUGCCCAUAGCAAGCGUAUCAACGAUGCGAUGGCUUGUGAUGCAAGGGUGGCAGUGCCAGCGAUAAUUGAUGGCUGCCCUGAGUUGUUUCAUGGGCUGGAGUCUUUGGUGGACGUAGGUGGUGGGGAUGGGACGACUCUGUGUAUGUUGGUUAAGGCUUGUCCUUGGAUUAGGGGCAUAAAUUUCGAUCUCCCUCAUGUGGUAUCUGAUAAUUUAGACUCUGUUGUUGGUGUUGAGCAUGUUGGGGGUGACAUGUUUGACAGUAUUCCCAAAGCUGAUGCUGCAUUCCUCAUGUGGGUUCUGCAUGAUUGGGGAGACGAGGAGUGCAUCCAUAUACUGAGAAAAUGUAGAGAAGCAAUUCCAAAAGACAAAGGGAAGGUGAUCAUUGCGGAAGCCGUGAUGGAAGAAGAGGAGGGAGACAAGCUUGAGUAUGUGAGGUUGAUGUUGGACAUGGUGAUGAUGGCUCAUACUAACAAGGGAAAAGAGAGGACUUUGAAGGAAUGGGUAAACCUUCUGACUGAGGCUGGAUUCACCCGAUACACCGUAAAGCGCAUCAAAGCCGUUCAAUCCAUUAUUGAGGCUUAUCCUUAACGUUACUUGUGCUUUCGUCUCUCAACGUUUCGAUGCAUGAGAGUGAAGUCUGUAUCUGUAUUGUGUUGUGUCUUUAUGAUUUGUUUUUAUUAAUGACAUUUUGGUUCUAAACCUACUAUUGGUCAUUUGUUCCCCUUCUGUGAGGAUCUUUCUGAAACUCAAUUCCAUUAUAUAUACAUUCCUCUGUGUUUUUUUCUUAAAUAAUUCUUGAAACUGUUCGUCCCAACCCAAAUGAAACCAAAAAUCAAUCUAUUCUGAGUUAGCACAGGCAGAAUUUUUGAGUAUCGAAGAUGAAAAGGGGGUGCUGGAAGAAGAAGCAGAGAUAGCAAGAAGCGAAAUAGAAGAAGUUGCUUUUGAGUCCCACACCGAGUAACUGAUGAAACAGAGAGUCACGAACUUAGUUGAAACACGAGGAGAGGGGGUAGAGUAAAGGCACGCAGCCGCGCGGUGAGCACAAAGCGAACUAUUCUUUCGCCUUUUACUAAAGAAUACCGUGUGCUCGCCGCAAAUAGCGGCAUACGCCUAUUUUUGGAGGGUUCCUUCCCGAUAAAGGGUUGGUACCCUAUA
Molecule: messenger RNA, 1797 nt
Organism: Camellia sinensis
Lineage: Eukaryota; Viridiplantae; Streptophyta; Magnoliopsida; Ericales; Theaceae
Product: acetylserotonin O-methyltransferase
Molecular function (GO): O-methyltransferase activity; protein dimerization activity
Source: RefSeq, a predicted model, not a curated record